Molecule: messenger RNA, 975 nt
Organism: Chelonus insularis
Lineage: Eukaryota; Metazoa; Arthropoda; Insecta; Hymenoptera; Braconidae
Exons: 4
Coding region: 211-825 (204 amino acids)
Biological process (GO): NADH dehydrogenase complex assembly
Source: RefSeq, a predicted model, not a curated record
AACAUAACAUACAAGUUAAGAUUAAUUUUCAGUAUGUCUCGUAUCUUCAAUUCUUUUACUGAAGUUAUUGAUAGAACGAAUAAUUUUGUAAAAUGGCCUGAAAAAAAACAUUGGAGGUUAUUUACAUUAUGAAACCUGAUAUCAAUACUACAAACUUGUAAGCAGGCUUUGGUUUUUGAAGAUCGAAUACUGAAAAAGAACCAAAAAAUCAUGAUAAUACAAAUUUUCAAAGUAAUAGCAAGUUUGUUAAUGGGUGUAUCUUGUAUAGAGACUGUAAAAAGACAUGAAAUGAUUUUAUUCGACUUUACAACAGCCAAUAAUGUCAAUAUGUGGAGUGAAAUAUCAGACACAGUCAGAGAAGUUGGAGCAUCUAAAGCUUCUUUAGUUCUCCAAAAAACCAGAGUCUUCCAAAGAGGAGUAUUUUUUACUCUUCUUAAUCCUCAGCCUAAUGGCGCAUGUUUUGCUGGUGUACGUAUGCCAGUUGAAUGGAACUUAUCUAAUUACCAGAAUAUUCAAAUCACUUGUAGAGGACAAGGAAAGAAUGACCGUUAUAAAAUUGUUUUAAGGCACAGACAUCAAAGUGCUAACAAUGAUACAGAAUACGAACAAAUUUUUGUGGCUCCAACUGAAGGAUUUUCUACUGUAACCUUACCUAUGUCAGAAUUCAAAGCUUACUUUCGUGGUCAACCAGUACCAGACGCUGAGCCUUUAGAUACAACUGCUAUAACAAUGUUUGGCCUCCAAGUUUUUGGUGGUGUUUACGAAUCAUAUAAACAAAGUGGAGUCUCAGCUUUAGAGAUAGAAAAAAUAAUUGCAACAGAAUAAAUAAUAAUUAAUAUACUGUUUACUACAUUUUCAUAAAUAUUUCGUAAAAAUUACUUAAAAUAUAAUAAAUAUAAUCAAUAUUGUUUAAUAAUUCAAAAUUUAUUACAUAUUGUCUUUAUUCUCUUGUGAGUGAUAUAAAAGAUAGAUGGA